GUCCGUCCUCCCCCCCACCCCCUCCGUGACAUCCUCCUCUUCGCUUCCUGCUCGUCGUCGUCCGUUCCGGCGAAAGAAAUAAAUAGAACGGUCUUGUUUCAAUUUCUCCCGGAAUUCGAUUGCCCCCGUGAAAAUUCCUCGUCCCCUUCUUCCCACGAUUUCUAGGGUUAGGGUUUCUGUCGAUCUUAUUCUUCUUUUUCGUCUUCACCUUUCGAGAAGGAUAAGAGGAUGAGCUUCGAGGAUCUCGAAGGGGGGCGGCCGCUGCCAGGGCGGAGGGAUCUGGUCAACGGGAGGCAGGACCCGACGCAGGCAGUGGCCGCUGGCGUCUUCCAGAUCAAUACCGCCGUCUCCACCUUCCAGCGCCUUGUGAACACCCUAGGGACCCCCAAGGACACCCCCGAGCUCCGCGAGAAAUUGCACAAGACAAGGUUACAUAUUGGACAACUUGUGAAAGAUACAUCAGCAAAACUUAAACAAGCUAGUGAGACAGAUCAUCACACUGAAGUUAGUGCAAGCAAAAAGAUAGCCGAUGCAAAGCUUGCAAAAGAUUUCCAAGCAGUUCUGAAAGAGUUUCAGAAAGCUCAAAGGCUUGCAGCUGAGAGGGAGACUGCUUACGCUCCUUUUGUUCCUCAAGCAGUUCUUCCUUCAAGCUAUACAGCUAGCGAGAUAGAUGUCAGUGUUGAUAAAACACUUGAACAGCGUGCUCUGCUUGUGGAGUCUAGAAGACAAGAGGUAUUGCUACUGGACAAUGAAAUUGUCUUUAAUGAAGCCAUCAUUGACGAGAGAGAGCAAGGCAUACAGGAGAUUCAGCAGCAGAUUGGUGAGGUGAAUGAAAUUUUCAAAGACCUCGCUGUGUUGGUUCAUGACCAAGGAGCUAUGAUUGAUGAUAUUGACUCCAACAUUGAGAACUCCCUGGCAGCAACUGCACAGGCAAAGACUCAACUUGUGAAAGCGUCCAAAACACAAAAGUCCAAUUCAUCUCUGACAUGCUUGCUCUUAGUGAUUUUUGGGGUUGUGCUACUCAUUGUGAUCAUAGUCCUUGCAGCAUAAUCAUUGGAAGGGGAAGUUGCGUCUGAUCAACAGUUCCAGCAAAAACUCAAGAGAGAUUGUGUAUGCUCUCUGGUGGUCUGGCAAUCUUGGCCUAGUGGGGGUGAUGAUAUGUGGACAUCUCGUUGAGGUUAAAUGGUAUAUGUAAUGCAGUGAUUUUUGGUGAUGUAAAAUUAUUUUCAGUUUGCUUGUCUUGCGGUUCCUUUCAUAUCGUUUUGGGAGUCCAGAGUGUGGAGGCCUGGAUAUGUCUGGGCAAAGAACUAACAGCUGACUUUAAUGAUUAAUAUAUAUCAAUAAAAGGGGUAUUCUUUGAUUUUCUCUUUCUAA
This is a messenger RNA of Elaeis guineensis (African oil palm), 1374 nucleotides long. RefSeq names its product syntaxin-22. Gene Ontology annotation, biological process: intracellular protein transport; vesicle fusion; vesicle-mediated transport. Gene Ontology annotation, cellular component: membrane; endomembrane system; SNARE complex. The record is from RefSeq and is a predicted model, not a curated record. NCBI's taxonomy places the organism in Eukaryota, Viridiplantae, Streptophyta, Magnoliopsida, Arecales, Arecaceae. Gene Ontology annotation, molecular function: SNARE binding; SNAP receptor activity.